Messenger RNA from Protopolystoma xenopodis, 210 nucleotides. The record is from the annotation of a GenBank genome assembly. Lineage: Eukaryota; Metazoa; Platyhelminthes; Monogenea; Polystomatidea; Polystomatidae.
AUGAGCUCACCCGGUUCAAGCUUGCCUACCCCGAUGCAGAACGGACUUGUUUCGCGUAAAGAUAGACCGGAAAGCGCUUCUCAUGCGAAAUGCACAGGUCGCCUUGGUACUAAGUCGAACGGCCCUCCAUGUUCAACUGCCCAUCUCCAUUCUAGCAGGAUUGUCAGGCCAGCAGAAUACCCUCAUGCUCGUUUUUGCCGUUCUGAGUAG